Messenger RNA from Ixodes scapularis (black-legged tick), 742 nucleotides. RefSeq lists its product as uncharacterized. Lineage: Eukaryota; Metazoa; Arthropoda; Arachnida; Ixodida; Ixodidae. The record is from RefSeq and is a predicted model, not a curated record. The coding region runs from base 128 to 556 and encodes 142 amino acids. The transcript is spliced from 4 exons.
CCACAAUCGUUUAGAAACAUGGCGGCGGCAGUGGUCCGCGCCUAAGCAUGUGUUUGUGUCGCGAAUUCACGAACCUAGUGCGCUAAGACGUUCUUUGCCCCUGAAUCAUAAUGCAUACUUCGUAGAGAUGGCAGAUGCCGACGUUAGCAGCGACGCCUCUGGCCGUGGGCAAGCGAAACGAUCGAAGGAUCUGCUGCGAGCCGAGCUUGUGACGAGAGAAGAGCACCUACGUUCCCUCCUGGAGUCCAAGGGGAAGCCGAAGACCUUCCGCGCAGUCAGCUCGGUCCUGGACGAGGCCAGAAGGUUCCUGCCCAAGCUUGCCAGUGCGGAGGAGGAAAGGCUCGCCGGGAAUGUGGGCGACAUCAGCAUAGAGGCAGAGGGCGGUGCAUCUGAGGGACCCCUUAUAGAGAUGAACUUUGCCCUCGCCGACGUGCUGGACUCGGACGACAGCGACUCAGACGACAGCGGCGGUGGCAGCAGCCCUCCUCGAAGGCCGGACAUCAGCGAGCUGCCCCACGCACCCCCCGAGUGCGACCCGACCGAGCCCCCCAGCUGACACUUUCCUGAGGCGCCUGGAAGUCACUCGCACCAACCGCAGACGGUGCUCCGGCACAGCUACCGUCUUCAGCUCGACGGCAUCUGAGAAGGACUCCUGCCUGGAAUUGCUGCGCAUUUGUUUUAACGUGCCCGCUUCAGAGAAAUCGAAAACUGUUGAAAUAAAAUGUGCCGUUUGUCUUUGAAA